Plasmodium adleri (nom. inval.) is the source of this 690-nucleotide messenger RNA. RefSeq names its product ras-related protein Rab-11B. The transcript has 5 exons. The coding region runs from base 1 to 690 and encodes 229 amino acids. NCBI's taxonomy places the organism in Eukaryota, Apicomplexa, Aconoidasida, Haemosporida, Plasmodiidae. The record is from RefSeq and is a predicted model, not a curated record. Gene Ontology annotation, molecular function: GTP binding; GTPase activity. Gene Ontology annotation, cellular component: endosome.
AUGUCUAAUGAAGAAUACGAUCAUCUGUAUAAAAUAAUUUUAGUAGGUGACGCAACAGUAGGUAAGACACAUUUGCUAUCGAGGUAUAUAAGGGGAUCUCUUCCUAGUGUAGCAAAAGCUACUAUCGGUGUCGAAUUUGCUACGAGGACCAUUCCACUGGCAGUCGGGGGCACCGUGAAAGCUCAAAUAUGGGAUACUGCGGGGCAAGAACGUUAUCGAAGUAUAACUAGCGCACAUUAUAGAAGAAGCGCAGGAGCUAUAUUAGUAUAUGAUAUUACAAAGAAGAAAACAUUUUUAAGUAUAUCAAAAUGGUUAGAAGAAAUAAGACAAAAUGCAGAUAAAGAUAUUGUCAUUAUGCUUGUUGGAAAUAAAGUAGAUUUAACUGAAGAAGAUGAAACUAAAAGAAAGGUGACAUAUGAACAAGGAGCAAAUUUUGCAAGAGAAAAUAAUUUAUUUUUUGCAGAGGCUUCAGCUGUAUCUAAAUUAAAUGUCAAACAUAUAUUUGAAAAUUUAUUACAAGAAAUAUAUAAUAACCGAUUAAAAAAUAAUAAUCGAAGCUUUAGUAAUAGAAGUGUAGCUACGUGUGAAAGUGCAAUACAACUGACAAAAGCAAGAAGUGUUAUAAAAUUAAAUGAAGUAUAUGAUAAUCAAAGUGAAGAUAAUAAUAUGAAUAAAGUAAAAUGUUGUUAG